This is a messenger RNA of Mustela lutreola (European mink), 3886 nucleotides long. RefSeq names its product TP53 target 5 (gene TP53TG5). The transcript is spliced from 6 exons. The coding region runs from base 204 to 953 and encodes 249 amino acids. The record is from RefSeq and is a predicted model, not a curated record. NCBI's taxonomy places the organism in Eukaryota, Metazoa, Chordata, Mammalia, Carnivora, Mustelidae.
CCCCUGCCACCCACGUACUCCUUGGAGACCCAGCCCUGCUGCUGUCACAAAUUUCAGUGAUGUCACAGCUCCCCGAGCUGGAGGCUCCAGCAGAGCCACCCUGAUGGCCAGCCUGAGUGCUGGCCCAACUGAGAGGGGCAGGGAGCAGGUGGUGCCUGGUACCAGUCUUGCUCCAUCUGUUUUUGAGGUCUCACAGCCCCAGUAUGAGUCCAUCAGCAAAGAAGAGGCCCAAGAAUAGAAUGGUUUCCAAGAUACAAGAUGAAGAACCACAGGACAAGAUACCACAACCUGUCAGCAAAGUAAUCGGCCGGAACCGACUUAAGAUGGUAUUAAAAAACUUGUCGCUCUUGAAGCUGCUCAAGAGCUCGAACCCCCGGAUCCAAGAACUGCAUAACCUGGCCAAAAGGUGUUGGAAUUCACUGCUCAGAGUUCCAAAGAUCCUUGGGAUCUCCACUGGGAGCAGCAAUGUCUGCGAUAGAGUGGAACAAGGUAACGAAGAGCUCCAAGAUGCUGGGUGCCCCAAGAACAUCCUGGAAUCCAAGAAAUUAGAGUCCACAGGGGAGCCCAAGGUGGGGCUGGGGGAGAAGAACAAGGCCCAGCAGUCACCCAAAGCAGCGUGCCAGAGCAAGGCGCAGGUGGAGCCCGAGCUCCCCAGGACAUCAAAGGACCAUGGCCUGACCACUUGCCCUGGAGCUCAGGGGAGGCAAUCACCCACUGGGGACCCCCGCAUCAUCUUCCUGAAGACCUACCAGCAUAGAACUCCCGCGGGGGACAAGCAGCAGCUGGAAGCAGCUGACCAGUGGAUCUGGUUUGAGGGGUUGCCCACGCGAAUCCACCUCCCAGGGCCCCGGGUGAUGUGCAGACCAUCUGCCUUGCGCUGGGUCAAGCGCUGCUGUACCCGCUUCUGCUCUGCAUCACUUGAGCUACCCAUGUGCCAUCUAUACAAAGUGUGACAACACCACGGCCCGGCCAGGGUGGCGCGACCUGGGCCGGGAGCCAGACGUGCGAGGCAUGGGCGGGCAAAUUCACGAGUCUACGAAUAAAAUCUCCCUUUGGGAACUGAUGAAUACUACCGCUGCCUCUGCCUGUUGGGGACAGGAAAGGAUGGAGGAAAGAGGCCCUCGACCGAGGUGGGGAGGAAAAAUGUGCAUCACGAUUUUAGGUUUCUUCCACCCCAUUCCCAGGCCCCCUCAGGUCAGCCUAGAACGUGGCACACAGAAGCGAGCAAGCUGCACCCCUCCCCACCCCUGCAAGCUGGCCGGCCCGCGAGUGCACUCUAUGCGGUCACAGAAGGGACUUUCUGGGUCGUUUGUCAGGUACUUUCUGGAUGCCAGAUGCUUCACAAUGGCCCCGCAAGCCAACGAGAUGACAGCCUGUGGCGCCGCGGAGGCGGAAGGGGACUUGGCCCACACGACGAGGAACUGACGGGGCCAGAGCUCCAAUCUCGAACUGCGGGCUGUUCCCCAUUCCAUUUUCCGAAGGAAGGAAAACGGCACAAAAGCGCGCACCCAUCCAGCCUGUCAUUCACGCGCAUUGUACCUCGGUCACUGCGGCGUCGGGGGUCAACACAUGCGUGUCAGAUAGGCCUCGAAAUGUCAGGCCUAGUGUCAGGGCUUGGGCUCUACAGCUCCCGUGGGACACGACACGCCCUCCCCCCAACCCCAAGGCCCCGUAGACCCCAUCCAGUCAGGGUCGCCCUCAGUCGGCAGGAGACAUAGCCCUGAACGUGCAGUUGGGAAGAGGGAAAGCCCAGGGUACCCGGGCUAUCUGGGGAUCUUCCCCUGAAGGCAGGUGCGCGGAGUGGCACCCUGAAGAAAGCGGCACAGCGACCAAGGGGCACAGAGCCCUCCUGCGAAGACCCCAGGCGGUGGAGCAGAUGCCUGGCGCGGGAGGGAGGAAGAUGGCAGGGGUCUCUCCAAACCUGCCCGCUUGCACCCUCUUCCUCCCCGGAGCUCUCGGCUCUGAGACUGCUCCUCCCGGGGCUGGCGGGGCCGCAAACGCACCGCGUUAGCCCUGGGCAGCGCGGCCAGCCUGAGCCUGCCUGCGCAGGGCCGCUCGCUGCCGCCCUGCCCCGCUGGGCUCCUGCGAGCCUCCGCGCGCCUCCCCCGCGCAGCCGCCUCCCCGCAACCUCCACUCGGAUCCGAGCUGUCUUCCCGCUCGGCUCGCACCCCGGCCCACUCCUGGGUAGUCGCCGUUUCGGUUUCCUUGCUGGCCAUCAUCAAUCCCACCAGUCUUCGAAAAUCGCCCCCCUCGCCCUUCCACCCCUAGCACCCACCAUUCCAUCAACCUCCGCGCGAACGUCAGUCUGCGCGCAAUCAGGGCAGCGCGCGCCAACCAAAACACACCGGGCUCGCGACCCCCUGCACUAGUCUUCCUGGGAGCCUGCCCCGGGAGCCCCAAGCGAGGACCUGAAAGGCGUGGCCUUUUGUUAUAAAGACAUCUGGAUUCCAGAGACUGCCCCUCUCCUAUUCCGGAGAAUAGAGAAGACAUGAAACAUGAUUGGAACGUGCAAGGAUGAGGCUGUUGAGGCAGACGGGCCUGGCUUCUCAUCGGCUGUGUGAUGUAAUGGCAAGUUGUUUACUCCUAGUCUUCAGUUUCUUUGUGGGCAAAAUGGGAACAUAACGGUGUCUAUCCCACUGGAUUAAGUGAGAAUACACAGAACUCACUCUGCAGUGGAUGGCACUUAGGAGCGCACACAGUACUUGGUAGCUGCAUCCCGAUCAAGGGCAAACCUGUCCCCCAUCUAACAGCUGAGAACACUGAGGCUGGGGAGAAAGGUGUCUCUGUAAAAGGAGGAGAAAUGGGGCAGGGGUCCAGUAACUAGAACUGCCAAGAUUUCUGGAUCACUUCCUACCUGCCAUGCACCGUGCUAAGUACUUUACUCGAAGUAUCUCACUGAAUCUUCACAACACAGGAACUGCUAGCUUCUCCCCAUUUUACAAACAAGGAAACCAAGGUUUCCUUGUCAAGCAGCUUAUCUAAAUCCUCACAGCUAGUAAUGGGACCCAGGAUUUAACCCUGCACUCCCUUGUAGCUCUCUCAAGUCCUAUGGGCCCUGCAACUCAUUUUUUUUUUUUUUUUUUUUAAGUAGGCACCACACCCAGGAUGGAGCCCAAACAGGGCUUGAACUCAUGACCCUGAGAUCGAGACCUGAGCAGAGAUCAAGAGUUGGACACUUAACUGACCAAGUCACCCAAGUUCCCCAUGCCCCCUACAAUUCUUUGUUGGCCAUAGAGUAGCAGGACAGGGGUCCAAACUCUCAGCAACCCCUACCCAUUCCUGUCUCAAUGUUGUUUUCACCACCACUUGCUACUUUCCUACAAAAAAUCCUCAAGCAAGGCUUUAAUUCCCUCUACACAGAGGGCCUCUCUUGUGCCCUCAGUCUGCCCAUACUGCACCUGCCCCUGAAGCUCUGUGCUCCUUGGGCUACAGAUACAGGGAGGAGAUCCAUGUCUGUGCACGACUGCCCCCUGGGCCCGCUAGAGGAAGCUACUCUGAUCUGGGAGGUCACUGAGCAGCCGAAGUGCUUCCAGGGGAGCAUGGUUGAACUGUGCACCCGACAGGAUUCAUGUGGGCCUUCCCACCCCACCCCCUGGCAUCGGUUGGCUGCCACCCCAGCCCCCAUUUGGCUCUGAUCCAGACAGGACUGCCCAGAACUGGAAGCUAGGGGCACCCUCUGAGCUAGACAUCCCUUUCUCCUUUCCCAUCUUGCCUCUGGGUCAUAAACUAUUCUGAGCACCAGCUACGCACUAGUGUCCCCCUCCUCCAAAUGGAAGCUGAGGUAGUAGGGGGCUAGGGGGUGGGGAAUGAAAGGAGGUCCACGCUUCAGAUCCCCUAGAAAGUCAAGAGAUCCACCAACUCGGUGGCGGGGUAGAGCUAACUUUCC